AAAUAUUUUGCAAAAGUGGAACUUCUCAAAAACCAGGCAAUGAUAAUUCUACUGGGUGAAACAAUGAGGAAGCUUAGCUGUGGAUUCUGAAUGUGAAUAUUGUUGAAUGUAAAAUAAAAAAAACAGGCCAUCAGGAACCUCAGUCCUUAAAUUGUAAAAAGUGCCGCUAUCAGGCUGUAGCUGCAGUCUGGCGCCUACUUUCAGAAAUACACAACAACAGCAAAUCAAGUAUGCCAGCCAUUAUUUGGACCUUCGCCAGUUUCCUCAUUAUAACCAUGAAAAGCUUUGCUGAGAAAGAAUUUGAGCUCUGUGUUACUCACAGCUAUGGCAAAAAAGACCUAUCCAACCACAAUCUCACUGAAGUUCCAACCGGAUUAUCCCUAAAUACCCAGUACCUGGAUCUGUCCCACAACAAAAUCUCGAGACUAGAGAGCAAUGCUCUGGUGGGUUUUCCUCAACUCUGUUUUCUGAAACUGAACAAUAACACGAUUCAGUACAUCUCCCCCAUGGCCUUCUUGCACAGCAGUAGAAUAAAGGUGCUUAACAUCUCAAAUAACCUUCUGACAACCAUCCCAGACCUCUCACUGCCUCAUCUCCGGAUUCUGGACUUGUCAGGCAACCUGUAUUCCAGCUACAAGCUUGGAAGCUGCUUCGCAAGACUUACAAACCUAAAGUUCCUCAUGCUUGGGGGGCCAAACAUCAAAGAAAUAAAAUUAGGGGACUUUGCAUGCUUGAGCAAUACGUCAUUAAAACAUCUCAGUCUUCACUCUGAUCUACAACAAUACGAAUCAGGUGCUCUUGCACAAAUACAAAGCUUGCAAGAAAUAACCCUCAUCAUGUCCUUCUGCCAGCGUUUUGACAUGUUUAAGGCCAUUGUGAUGGAUUUAAACCAAACAGAAACUACCGCUAUAAGGCUAAAUCCGUUCUUUCCUAGGUACUGUCAGAUUUCCAGUGAUCCUUUUGAAGGCUUUAAAGGAGCUCAGUUCCUCCGCAGCAUAAUAUUUGUGGAAAGCUGGUUUAAUAGUUCUGUUAUGGUAAAGCUUUUGAAAAAUGUAUUCCAGUCUACUCUUGAAGAACUGUCAUUUAUUGACAUUGUGUACUACGAAGACACUCCUGAUGGAGUUCAAUUCUACCCAACGCAUAACCAAACAGUUCACCUGAGAUCGCUUACAUUCAAUGGGGUGCAGCACCUCCAGUACAGUUACCCAAAAAUCAACAUUAGCGUCACCUAUUUAUCCCAGUUGGCCUAUCUGAAGUUCUCUGGCACUGGAAUGAAUAUUUCCCCUUGCAACUUAAUUUCUGACAUACCAUCACUAAUGAUGUUGGAUUUAUCCAAUAAUCUGCUUUCAGAUGAUGGGUUCUGGUGGCCUGCUUGUUCUUACACUAAAGUCUUUCCGGCACUGAGACAGCUGUGGCUGAGCCACAAUAGGUUUGUCUACCUGUCAUUCAUCUCUAGAAAGACCCACCAGAUGAUGGUCCUCGAAUCGUUGGAUUUGAGCUUUAAUUCCAUUCAGCUGGAUGGGGAGUGUUCCUGGCCUACGCACCUGAUGGAGCUGAGCCUCAGUAACAACAAUCUUGGUAACGGCGUGUUCAGCUACCUGUCACCCCACUUCAGAAGAAUCAAUUUGUCAAAGACGGGCAUAACUGCUAUCACCCAAAAAGACCUCUCAUCCUUCCCGAAUCUAACUCAUCUCAUUUUGAGCUCCAACAGUAUACAAGUGCUUCCAAUGAAUCUACACAUCCCAACUCUGCUCAGUCUGCACGUGGAUCAGAAUGCAAUCACUUCCAUCAGCCAGGAACCAAUACUGGGCUUGCCCAGGCUGCAGCAUCUUAAGGCAGGCAAAAACCCAUUCAGUUGUAGCUGUGAGUCAUACUGGUUCGUCACCUCACUUAGUAAAUCUCUUCUCCCCGAUUGGCCUGUGGAUUAUACCUGCAGUACUCCUCCAUCCUUUGCUGGGGCGUCUCUGGAGGAGUACAAGCCCACUAAACCUUCUUGCUUACCAUGGCUCCAAGCAAGUAUUGCGGUUCCAGUGGUCCUUAUCCUUGUAGCGGCUUUCAGCAUCACCUUCUACGCCUGUGAUGGAAUCUGGUACACUAAAAUGUUGUGGGUGUGGAUCCGGGUGAAGAGGAGGGGUCACAAGGGGGCGGGGCGGCUGCAGAACGCAUCAUUCAGGUACCACGCCUUCAUCUCAUAUAGCCAGCAUGACACAAUGUGGGUGGAGAGCCAGCUGGUGCCCAGGCUGGAGAACGUCGGCCUGUCCCUCUGUGUCCAUGAACGGGAUUUUGUACCAGGCAGGUGGAUUGUGGACAACAUCAUCAGCAGCAUAGAGGACAGCUACAAGACACUCUUUGUGCUCUCACAAAAUUUUGUCCAAAGCGAGUGGUGCACCUACGAGCUCUUUUUCGCCCAACACCGGGCCAUCAGCAUCCAGGACGAUUCAUUGGUCUUUAUUUUACUAGAGCCAAUCCCCGCCAACUGCCUCCCUAAAAAAUUCCUGAAGCUGAGGGCACUGCUCUGCAAGCAGACCUACCUGGAGUGGCCCAAGGAGGAACGCAAGCAGCAGGUCUUCUGGGCCAGUUUGACGGCAAUGCUUCACGGAGCAGAUAAACACCUGGCCAUCAAGAAAGUGGCAACAGACAUUGUGGACACCUUACCACUUAUUGCAGAUCAGUGACAGAGAGCAGAUCCAUGAGCUGAAUAGAUCUGCUCAGGAAUUAUGGCAUGAGGUCGUGCUUUUGUCUUUUAGGAAAAAUUCUAAUUUAACAGCAUUUCUUGCAGAGACUAUCAGUACCGGUCUCCCCAUGUCUUGUGAUUUUGCAACAAUGCACUUUCACUAAGAACUAAAAACAAUUAGUAUCUAAUGGUUAAGUCUGAGAUUGCAGAAAAAUCUAUGAUAUACAAGCACUUUAAACCACUGAUAAAUAUUAAUAUUCAAUCAAAACUAAAUAUUUUGAAAAUGAAAUAUGGAUAAAAAUUGAAAAUAUAAGUCUAAAAGGUUUCUAUUCUAUACCGUUGUGUAUUGUCACAAAAAAGCACUGGUGUGAGACUUAAAAGAGUGACCAGAUGGAUGUUUUUAGAUUCAAUACAUCCAUCUUCCACAACCACUUACUGAGAGUACAGUCUCGCUUUGAGCCUGCAUGGGGCCUGUCUCUGGCACCGCUGGACAUGUGAUGUUCUGGAAAGAAUGCCAAUGCACAUGCACACAUGCAGACACACGCAUGCACACAUGCAGACACACGCAUGCACACACACACAGAGUUCAUAUAUUCUUAUCUCUGUGGGGGCUCUCCAUUCAUUUCUAUGGGUAUAACCCUAAUCCGAACUAUGACGAUCUUAAACCCCACCCAGCCCUAACCUUCACCACAAGUAACCAACCAAACAAAAUACAGGUGUCUUGGCUAUUUUAGUUUUUUUUAUUGCAUUCACAUAAAAUUGAGGUUUACAUUGUGGGGACCUGAAUAGUGUCCCUACAAGUGAAAAAAUAAAAGGUUUUACCAAAUUGUGGGUAUAAACCCGCACUUACACACAAGCAGAAUUAGCGGUGAGAAUCAAACCCGGAGGCUUAGAGAGGCGAAUCCAUACACCGUUAAUCACGGAGCCACCACGCGUUAACAGCUUCAGGACGUAAAAACCAAAAAAGUACAUCUUUGAUUUCUUAAGCCCUUCCGUGAGACAAGUUUUUUGUUUAUUUUUUGAGGUUGUUUUAUGCAAAAUUAUCUUUUUGUAAAUAUUGUUAAAUUGUUAAAGUAUACUUAGCACUUUAUGCACAAUGAGUGACAUGAAUUUACAUUGUAUUCAUGAAAUGUGAUGGAUGUCUUAAACCUUUUCAAUGUGGUAUUCAAGUUUUUUUUUUUUUUAGUUUUUGACCCACCCAACAUAAAAAGUCAGCAAAGUUGUUUAGCAAUAGGCAAUAUAUCGAUUUAAUAAAUGUGGUGUGUUUCUUUGGAAUUCCUUUUUUUCAACAUAUCUGCUUUUGUGCUUUUAAUAUGAGAAACAUUGUUUCACGAUAUGUCUCCAUCUACUGUUAUCACCCAGUAAAUAGUAUAAGGAAUUUUAAGAGGACUGUACUUGCUUUCUGUAUUUUCUUACAAAUAAGUAAUAUGGUUUAUGUAAACAUAUUAGCUACUUGUUAAUAAAUAUUAAGUAGA
This is a messenger RNA of Paramormyrops kingsleyae, 4149 nucleotides long. Its product is annotated as toll-like receptor 2 type-2. Gene Ontology annotation, cellular component: plasma membrane. Gene Ontology annotation, biological process: inflammatory response; immune response; toll-like receptor signaling pathway. Lineage: Eukaryota; Metazoa; Chordata; Actinopteri; Osteoglossiformes; Mormyridae. Gene Ontology annotation, molecular function: transmembrane signaling receptor activity; protein binding. The record is from RefSeq and is a predicted model, not a curated record.